Molecule: messenger RNA, 1354 nt
Organism: Megalops cyprinoides (Indo-Pacific tarpon)
Lineage: Eukaryota; Metazoa; Chordata; Actinopteri; Elopiformes; Megalopidae
Product: apoptosis regulator Bcl-2-like
Exons: 3
Coding region: 573-1244 (223 amino acids)
Biological process (GO): negative regulation of intrinsic apoptotic signaling pathway; intrinsic apoptotic signaling pathway in response to DNA damage; extrinsic apoptotic signaling pathway in absence of ligand
Cellular component (GO): mitochondrial outer membrane
Molecular function (GO): protein heterodimerization activity; protein homodimerization activity
Source: RefSeq, a predicted model, not a curated record
GGCACAUUGUACGCGAUCCGCGGCAGCGUAUUUUCUGUCACGCUGUUAACUGGGCUGCUCUGGACUUGAUAUCUCAUACAACCCUUACACGUCUUUUCAAAGAAGGGUUCUCUUUUCCUUUUAUGUACAUGUCAUUUUCGUCUCUGAUAAGUGCUUUACAAGCGCUUGCAAAAUCUCUUCCGUCUUUCAGGCUCUGCAAAUGUCAAUGGAAUAAUAUAACUACGAAAAGGGAAGCAGUGUCGUUAAUUCGGUCGAAAUCUUGGAUGAUACUCCUCGACUGAAGAAUCCAGCUAAGUAACGUGUUUUUCUAAAUAUUUGGCUACCUAGAAGCAGUUGCAUUUCAACACGGAUAUACAGAACUUGCUACUUUCCCAGGGAUCUUGCUGCCGAAAGGGGCGUAUCAUAAACCAAGAACAAGCAUUCCUGGUUGCUAGAAUAUUUUACAGCAGUGGCGCACGCUUCGUCUGAAUCAUGAAAGUACAUUCCUUGAAUACAACGUGUCGUGGGUGGAAAAUGCAUUUGGCGUAGAAAUUCUCCGAACAACUGAUUUUGCAGAGCGUUUUGACACCGUAAUGGCAAACGAGAGUGCUUACGAUAAUCGGAAUAUCGUGGAAAAAUACAUCUGUCACAAACUCUUGAAAAAGGGGUAUGCGUGGGAAUUCCAUUCUGCCGAAGACACGGAUUCUCCAAAUAAUGGCUUAUCGGAUUCCUCCAACUCCACAGUCCUGGCACGGCGGUCUCAGACAGCUGCGUCCCCUAUCCUUAACCGGAUCCCACAACCAGACCCGCAUGCCGCGCUUCAUCGGGUUUUACGUGAAGCAGGGGACGGCAUUGAAAGGAUGUAUCAGCGAGACUUAGCAGAAAUGUCACAGCAGUUGCAUUUCACGCCUAGCACGGCUCAAAGGAGGUUCGCCGCGGUAAUAGAAGAGCUGUUCAGGGAUGGGGUCAACUGGGGUCGCAUCGUAGCCUUCUUCGAGUUCGGAGGGACAAUGUGCGUGGAAAGCAUGAACCGGGAGAUGACGUCCCAAGUAGAUAACAUUGCUGCCUGGAUGACGGAGUAUCUAAAUGGGCCGCUCCAGAACUGGAUCCAGGAGAAUGGAGGCUGGGACGCCUUUGUGGAGCUGUACGGCCGGCAGCGGGAGUCCAUGUUCCACUGCUCCUGGCCCUACAUAAAGACGGUGUUCGGGCUGGCCGCCCUGGGGGCCGCCGGCGUCACCAUCGGAGCCUAUUUCACACAGAAGUGAAAAAGCCACGCACUUUUAGACAGCAGUCAGAGGAGCGCUGCCCCCCACAGACAGCAUGCGCGCACACACACACACACGCACACACGCACACGCAUGUACGCAUACACACA